CGGUAGCAGCAGUGUUGAGCGUGUUGUUGUGGGGUGAGGGAGAGAACAACUUGUACUCAGGACGAACCUGAAUAAGUGAUGAGGGAACUAGAGAGUUGUCUUUACAGGAGAGCGGAGGAGAAGAAUUUGAUUAUGUCUUUGGUUGUAAUGGUGACAGUGACCUUGAUGGUAUCCAACACUGGUACAAUGGCCCAUAUUCCUCUGUCACAACCCACACCUAAUACUACUGACCUUCAGAAUCUCAUGCAAGAUUACUGGCACUGGAAAACUCAAAAUUUCCCGCAGUUUACUUCGGAGGUUGGCAUCAACGACGACACGGCAGGUCAUCUAGACAGCUACAGUUUGGCACACCUCGAGCAGAGCAAGGUGAAGUGUGAGCAGUUGUUGAGUCGAGCUGAGAAGAUCGACACCACUUCCCUCUCUCCCGACGACCUCGUCAACCUUAAGAUCUUCAAGUACGAUAUGACUACAUUUUUGGAGAACUCUAAAUAUAUAAAGUACUUUGCUCCUGUCACCUACACAACUGGGCCUCAAAAGGAUCUAAAGAACUUAGCGGAAAUUUACAUGACCCUCAACGACUAUCAUGACUAUCAGAAGCUGCUCUCUAG
Molecule: messenger RNA, 608 nt
Organism: Cherax quadricarinatus
Lineage: Eukaryota; Metazoa; Arthropoda; Malacostraca; Decapoda; Parastacidae
Source: RefSeq, a predicted model, not a curated record